This is a messenger RNA of Racocetra fulgida, 687 nucleotides long. Lineage: Eukaryota; Fungi; Glomeromycota; Glomeromycetes; Diversisporales; Gigasporaceae. The record is from the annotation of a GenBank genome assembly.
AUGGAUAAAGAAAAUAAGAAAAAGAUUUAUGAGCAUCUUCAUAAUAACUCUGUUACACCGACACCACAACCAAAAGAAAGAUUGCCGGCAAAAUCCACUUAUGAGCAAGAACAAGCUGAAAGACGUCGUUUAUUGGAAGAACCUCCGGCAAAAGUAUCUCUCACAAUGGCGAAACAAAAUAAGGCGGCUUUAGAUCGUGCUAAACAAGUCCAGUAUACCCCCAAAACCCAAAAAGUGGGAUCACCCUUACCUGAACCGCUAACUAAUCGCAGGCGUUCUAAAAUAUUUCAUAGUCCAGUGGCAAACGUAGUUGGAAAAGCCAGACGCAUAAGGGUGCCAAGAUUAGAAGAAGUUGAUAAAGACAAGUUAGAAUUAACACCUACAAGGUCGUUAGAAUUAACACCUACAAGGUCAUUAGAAUCUACUACACCCACACAAUCGCCAUUAAUGAUGUCAAUAUCUCGCCAACGUUCAAGGAUAUAUUCUAGUCCGACUUUGAAUAUCUCGGGAACGCCUAAACGUGCCAAAAUAAUAGAAUCAAUAGAAGAUCUCAGCGAAGUAGGCAAAAUUCAAAAUGAUAUGGAUUCCAUAAAUUUAAAUGCAAUAAACCUGACACCAUUAAAUCCCCGCAAACGGCUCUCAAUAUUUCCUAUUUGUAAAGAUGAUAGCGAGCAAAGAUCUCAAUGA